Cloeon dipterum is the source of this 2500-nucleotide messenger RNA. RefSeq names its product acyl-CoA oxidase 1 (gene ACOX1). The record is from RefSeq and is a predicted model, not a curated record. Gene Ontology annotation, biological process: fatty acid beta-oxidation using acyl-CoA oxidase; lipid homeostasis. The coding region runs from base 241 to 2286 and encodes 681 amino acids. Gene Ontology annotation, cellular component: peroxisome. NCBI's taxonomy places the organism in Eukaryota, Metazoa, Arthropoda, Insecta, Ephemeroptera, Baetidae. Gene Ontology annotation, molecular function: acyl-CoA oxidase activity; FAD binding; fatty acid binding. The transcript has 11 exons.
AAGAGCUGGCUGGAGUGUGGUUGUGCGCAAAAAAUGCUGCAUCACAUUCACAUGGCGGUGCGAGCGUUGCGAAAGUGCGGCGGUUAAUUCAUUGUGUGUCCGAGUCAUGUCGUGCGUCUUAUCAGCCGUCGCUUAUCUCUGAUCUCCGCGAACCGACUGCCCGCGAUCUGAAUCUGGAUCAAAAGCAGUGUGCAUUGUCAUUCGUGGCGGAUUGGAGCUGUGUGAUUCGAGGCAGCAAUCAUGUUCGGCCGACUUGCGGGAAAGCAGGUGCCAAAUAAGGAGUACGCCGUCGUCCCGGGAAAGGUCAACCCGGACCUGCAGAACGAGAGGAAAAAAUGCACCUUCGACACCCUCGAACUGACCCACUUCCUCGACGGUGGCGUCGAAAAGUACAAGGACAGGAAGGAGAGAGAAAAUUUCUUCCUGAGCGACCCUGAGCUGAUGGACGACGUGCCGCCGGAACUGAUGAGCCACGAGGACCAGUACCGCAACGGCCUGAAGAAGGCGUGCUACCUGUUCAAGAAGCUCAAGGAGCUGCGCGAGAACGGCGGCACCAUCGACAACUACAGGCAGCUGUUGGGCGGUUCGCUCGGCUCGGCCAUCUUGAAGGACGGAAACCCGCUGGCCCUGCACUACGUCAUGUUCAUCCCGACCCUGAUGGGCCAGGGCACCCCUGACCAGUGCGCCUACUGGAUCGAAAAGGCCUGGGACUGCCGGGUAAUCGGCACCUACGCACAGACUGAAUUGGGUCACGGGACCUUCAUCAGGGGUCUGGAGACGACGGCGACGUACAACCCGAAGACGCAGCAGUUUUUCUUGAACAGUCCGACGCUGACCUCGUACAAAUGGUGGCCCGGAGGCUUGGGUCAAACGGCGAACUACGCGGUGGUGGUGGCGCAGCUGUACACCAAGGGCGAGUGCCACGGCAUCCACCCCUUCAUCGUGCAGCUGCGCGACGAGAAGACGCACCGGCCGAUGCCGGGCGUCAUUGUCGGAGAAAUCGGGCCGAAACUCGGAAUGAACGCCACCAACAACGGCUUCCUCGCCUUCAAGCAGGUGCCCAUCCCCAGGAACCAGAUGCUCAUGAAGAAUGCCCAAGUCCUGCCGGACGGCACGUAUGUGAAGUCUCCGAGCAACAAGCUGACGUACGGCACGAUGAUGUUCGUGCGCGUGGUGAUCGUGCAGGACAUGGCCUCCUACCUGGCCAAGGCGGUCACCAUCGCCGUCCGCUACAGCGCCGUCCGCAGACAGUCCGAAAUGGUGCCAGGGCAGUCCGAGCCGCAGAUCAUGGACUACCUGACGCAGAUGUACAAGCUCUUCCCGUACAUCGCCACGGUUUACGCGCUCAAAUUCUCGGCGCAGUGGCUGUGGAACAUGUACAACGACGUCACGGCCAAGAUCGACGCCGGAGACCUCGAACUCCUUCCCGAGCUGCACUCGAUCGCGUGCUGCCUGAAGGCGGUGAGCACCGCGGACACGGCGACGGCCAUCGAGACGUGCAGACUGUCGUGCGGCGGACACGGCUACAUGGCGUGCAGCAACCUGCCAACCACCUACGGAAACGUCACCGCGGCCAGCACCUACGAGGGCGAGAACACGGUCAUGCUGCUGCAGACGGCCAGGGCGCUCAUGAAGGCCUAUGCCAAGGCCCAGGCAGGCGAACAACUUUCGCCAACUGUCGAAUACCUGAACCGGAAUAGGAAGUUCCGGCCGUGGAGCAACACUGUCGACUCCGUCGUUGAGGGAUUCAAACAAAUCGCAGCCGGAAAGGUUGCGGCGUGCGCCCUGAGUUUGCAGAGGGGCGUGGAGAGCGGUCUGAGCUCCGAGGAGACGUGGAACCGGGCGUCGGUGCAGCUGGUGGACGCGGCGGAGGCGCACUGCCGCGCCUUCAUCACCGACCGCCACCUCGACAUGGUGCGCAACGGCAUGAAUGAGCUCAGCCCCGCCCUCAGGGAGGUGAUGGCGCAGCUGUGCGACCUCUACUGCGUCUUCUGGGCGCUCAAACGCACCGGCGACUUCCUCCAGUUUUGCGGCAUUCGGGGCGAGGACGUGCAGAAGCUGCAGGACUACCAGAACGAGCUGCUGGUGCAGAUUCGUCCGAACGCCGUCGGCCUGGUGGACAGUUUCGAUUUGCGCGACGAGAUCAUCAGCUCUGCCCUCGGCAGCUACGACGGCCAGGUGUACGAGCGGCUGCUGCAGUCCGCCAUGCUGAGUCCGCUCAACGCCAAGCCGGUGCACGACUCGUACGGCGCCAGCCUCAGCGCCCUCCUCAGGGCAAAGUAUUGAUUGACCGGAUUGAUCCAAAUCAAAGUGAUAUUGCUGCUGUUUUAACCAUCACAUUUAUUUUUUAGUUUUUAUUCAUUAAAUUGUUUCUAUUUUCCUUUUUACACUUGUUAUUUGUUAUAAUUAUUCCGUGUCUUCCGCGUGAUUGUCGGCACGAUUUGUAAGUCUGGUUAAUUGUUGAUGGAUAAAUAUAUAUUUUUACAUAUUGCAUUGAAAA